Molecule: messenger RNA, 615 nt
Organism: Rotaria socialis
Lineage: Eukaryota; Metazoa; Rotifera; Eurotatoria; Philodinida; Philodinidae
Source: the annotation of a GenBank genome assembly
AUGUCAAGUGACGAUUGGCUUGAUAAUGAACUACAACCACCACCGCCACCACCAACCAAUUCCAAAAAGAAAUCAAAAAAAGCAGCUCGUCCAGUUGAUGAUCCGGUCGAUGAUACAUUUGAUAACAUGCUCGAAAGCGCUGAAAAGUCUGCUAAUCCUAAAUCGAAACCGAGUCGACGAGCUAUUGCUGAAUCAGCAGGUGGUUGGUCGAAUGAAAUUAAUGAUGACCAUGGCAGUUUAGACAUUUCAACUAUGCCUCCUAGCCAAUCGACUAUGGUUCGACAAAGUAAUCGUCGAGCAGCAGAAGAAAUUAUUGCUGCAGACAUUCCUACGAUUCCUAUGGAUGAUGCUGAUGGUGAUGAUACGAUUAAUAUGGCUCCAGAAGUAGCUGUUGCUCCUGAAUUUUCUAUUCAUCAAAUUGCAUCAUUCAAAGAAAUUGAAAAUGAUUUUUGUCGUGAACGUGCAAGUCAAUACAUCGAUAGCAAAAUUGAUAUUGGCAUAUUAUAUAAUAAUCUGCAUUUACAAGAAGAACUCGAUGCUGAAGAACAAAAACUUUGGGACUGGGACAAAGUCUUUGUCGAAAUUCGAAAUUCUAUCACCAAUCCAAGCACGUGA